Ictidomys tridecemlineatus (thirteen-lined ground squirrel) is the source of this 5637-nucleotide messenger RNA. It is a transcript of the gene Pcare, whose product is annotated as photoreceptor cilium actin regulator. Gene Ontology annotation, biological process: photoreceptor cell outer segment organization; protein localization to photoreceptor outer segment. The record is from RefSeq and is a predicted model, not a curated record. Gene Ontology annotation, cellular component: photoreceptor inner segment; photoreceptor outer segment. NCBI's taxonomy places the organism in Eukaryota, Metazoa, Chordata, Mammalia, Rodentia, Sciuridae.
AAAACACAGGCCCAUAAUCCCAGAGACUGAGGUCCUUUAGAAUUGUCCCGCUGCUCACUAAACAGCAGAAGGUUCAAAACUUAGAAGGAUAACAGGACAACAAGCACCACUCCCUCUUUUCAGUGCAACCAAGGAAGUAAAGAAAGCUGCCUCCAAGUUCAAGACCUCCUGCCAUGAACUUCAAAGGAACCUGGUCUGGAAUUGCCUGGAAGGACUAGUUUUGUUCCUAUCUUCAAAAUGAUUCUCUGAAAAUUUGGAAGGCUGUGGGUGCAAGGCCAGCUGCAGUCAUGGGAUGUACACCUUCACACAGCGACAUUGUGAACAACCUGACAAAAAGUGGUGUCCAGUUUUUUAAAAAGCCCACAGUUAUUUUGCCAGGAUGUCACAGGCGCAGUGGAAGAGGGUCCAUCCCUUUGCUGGUUCAGUGUUCUACCUGCUAUGACACUUGGGGGGGCCUGCCCCAGGGACAGAGGCCAGCAGAGGAGCAGCUGAGUUCCAGGAAGUCCCAAACCACAGCUGAAGGUCUUGGUCAGCCCCUGGGAGAUAUGGAAGGACUGAUCUCAGAAACCAGAACCUCUCCAUCCUGGCUGAACAAACCACAAAGCCACACUCCGUUCCAGACAAAAGGUACCCAUGGGACACAAGGGGCAGCCUUUCCCAGGGAAGAGAGUAUGGAGAGUACUACGCAGGAGACCUCCAGGUGGGAAAGGAAGCCAAAAUGCUAUUGCUCAAGCAAACAGGGACAUUGCAGCCAAACUAUCCUCCCUACUCCUGAAUCAGAAGGCAAAGUGGACUUUCCUGAACCCCUGGUCAAGGCCCACCAGCAUGCUUACACCUACCUGCACGCCAGCCUCUCCAAGUAUGAAGCAAUCCUGCACCUGGUCCAGCAGGCCAGCCAGACCCAGGGACUGCUGCAGCCCAUGCUCAGCUUCCUGCUGCUGUGCUUUGAGGAGGUGGGCCAGCUCCUUGGGGAGAUCUCCAAGGAUGGAGAAGUGCUCCUCCAGGAAGUUAGGGAGGAUCUGGCAUGGCCAUUGAAGAAAGGAGAGCCCCAGGAGCAGCCAGAUCUCUUGCAACAGCUGCUGCAGUACACGGUCAGCAAGCUACAGGUGCUCCACGGCAUGGUGGCUGCCCUCACCGGGAGCUUCCUGGAGAGUUCCAGCAGCUAUUUCCACUCCACGGCAAGCCGCUUGGAAAAUCAGCUGAGCACAAAGAGGAGUGUGGAUGAACGCCUCCUAAGGGCUCUGAGGCAACUGGAGAGCCUGGCAAGUGGCCAUGGAGACCCUGGGCUGCAGGAUCUACCCUUGUGCUCCGAGGACAGUGGCAUUGGGGCCGACAAUGAGUCCGUGAAAUCUAUGGAUAAGCUGGGUAAGCAGGCCAGCUGGAACGUUGUCCCGGAGGCUACAGAGUUGAAGCCAGGGAUCUCACCCCAGACGGAGGCCCGGCAAUCAGGACGUGCCUGGCAGCAAAGUGCAUUCUGGAUGGGUUCGGACCGACCCCAGGACUGUCCAAGGCCUCCCAUUGCAAAAGUGCAUCCAACCUCACAGGGCAAAGUAAGGAGCCCAGGCCCCCACAGCACUGGCCCAGAAACUCUGACCUCCAGGCCUUCAGAGGCAAGCAAGAGUGCUUGGUGUGACUCCCUGGGGACUGGGAUCCCUGUGGAAGUACAGCUUCCUAAAAGCUCCAGGUCUGGAGAGGUUCUACCCCUUAGUGAAAGUGAGAACAGCAGCCCAGACGAGGAGGAAGAUGAAGUUAGCAACAUGAGUCCAUGUGCAGGGCUGGAAAACGUGUCACCUGCAAGGCCACAAACUUCACCUGCAGACUGGGAAAGCUCGUUUCAGUCACACACCAGGAAGCUCAGGAGCCCCCAGGCCCAGGAAAUGAUUCUGAAGAUGAAGAAAGCCAUCAGUGAAAGGAUCAAGUUUGUCCCUGCACCUUUGGCGCACCAGGACUGGUCUGAGGAGGAGGAGGGGAGGACUGUGGUCCCACGGAGACCUAGCACGGUCAGUGGCAGCAGGAGGACCCCCGAGAGGCAGCAGAGGUCCCAGUCCGAGACAUGCCUUAAGAGCCAUGUGGAGGACCCCACCCUCCAGGAGCUGCGAAGGGUCCAAAAAGACCUCAGUCAGAGACUGGAGGCAUUUUAUGCCCAGGGACCCAAAAGGCAAGGACAGAGAAAGGAGCAAAUUGUGCGGUCCAGGGGAGCAGCGAUAUGGCCCAACAGCAACUGCAGGGUGAGCCCCAGCAACAGUACCAUCAGCAAGCUCAAGGCAUCCCUUACCAAGAAUUUCAGCAUCUUGCCUAGUCAGGACAAGAGCAUUUUGCAGAAAUGCGGUCCCCUCUCUGAGGGCGAACAGCCCUGGCAGAAGAGAGCCGAGCUGCUACCAAACGCCAUUCCACCUGGUGAGAAGGACGAGACUCCUAGGGCCAAGGACUGCUCCGUCAGGGGCUCUCCCACCAGAACAUCCGUCAAGAAACUCAUUGAAACUUUCAGUCCCACUGAGAGUGUGAAGACACUCGGAGACUCCAGGAACUCGGGGUCAAGCCCCUGCCUCAGGAAGUGGGGAGUCCCCAUCAUGCCCCCCAGACUUCCCAUUUACAGGGGCCUUGCUCCUAUGUAUACCAAGCCCCAAAUUUCUCCAACAGGGAGCAGAGAAUGUCUCAAGGUGGACACAGGCUGGAGACCUGUAGCACCGAUAUUUCCCCCUCUGCCUACAGCAGAAACAUUCAAGAAUGAGGAUAUCCGCUGUGAAGUAGAGGGGGACCCAGAGCACCUGCCUCCACCACCUCUGGAAGUCCUGAUGGACAACUCAUUCACUUCUCUGGAGAAUCCAGAAAGCAGAAAGUCAACAGGCAGCUCCCCUGAAGGGUCCCCAGUACCAGGGCUGGGACGGGCUGGCCCUACCAGAAGAACGUGGGCUUCCCCAAAGCUGAGAGCUUCCAUGAGCCCCAUUGACCUGCUGCCCAGCAAGAGCACUGCCAGCCCCACCAGGCUGUGCAGCACAGGGCCAGGAAGCAGCAAGAAUGGCAGCAAUCCCAGGAAGCCUGUCCAGGAUCCGAACCUCCCUUCUGCAGCCAGCCCCAACCCAGAGGCGGAGGGCGGGGCUCACAGUCAGGCCCAGGCAGAGAAGGCCACAAGCUUCUCCAAGCACCACCGGAAGGCAGUUCCCUGGCACCACGCCAGCCCCACCUCUGGGCAAAGCAGGACUUCAGAACCGAGCCUGGCCAGACUCACACGUGGUCCGCACUCUCCUGAGGCCUCCAGGCAGAGCCGAGAGAGAAGCCCCCCAGUAGUCAGGAAGAGCUCUCCCACCAGGGCACACUGGGCACCCCAAGUAGACAGGAAGCAGCGGGGUCUACCCUCAUCUCCUGGACCUGCUCAGCCAAGCACUGUGCUCAGCUCCUCCAGUCCACCACUUAGCCCCGCAGCUCCCAGCCCAACAGCAAGCCUUGGGAUCCUAAGCCCACCAAACACAAAGAAGCGAACUUCCUCGCCACCCCAGCACAAGCUGCCCAGCCCACCCCUGGGGAGCCCGCCUGCACAGCCCAAGGUCUCCAGUCCUGCCCAGCACACGGAAGCAAGCCCCCCUUCCUCUGUGCCCUCCCCAUCCCCCCCAGGGUCCCCCUCUCAGGGAUGCAAAGAGACCAGAGACUCGGAAGGCAAUCAAGCCCCUGCAGCCAAAGCAUCCCGGAACACAUGUUCCAUAUUCUGCCCUGCCACCUCCUCUCUGUUUGAAGCUAAAUCACCAUCCUUGACAGCCCACCUGCAGACCUCCACAUCACUGCCACCAGAACCCGGGGGCGCUCUUGGGACCCCAGCAGGAUGCUGGAGAAGCAGCUUGGAGCCUCGACUGAAGGCAGAUUCACAGAGGAGAAUGGCUCUAUGUGCCCUCAACCCUCUGCCUUUCGUCAAAAGGACAGCUCCUGCCUGCCACCCUGGUGUCCGGAUUCAGCUGCCUGGCUCCAGCUCCACUGGCUCCUCUUGGGAACCCCAGCUUGACCAGAGCAGCAGCAGCAGUGAGGACAGCCCCAAGCUGAAUGCAUCGACUUGGAGCAGCCCCUGUGCCCCAGAACCUCAGGGUGGCAGCAGCAGGUGUGCAUCACCCCCAGAGCUCUGUGUGCUGGGCCAUGGGCUGCAGCCAGAGGCCCGCACCAGCCACAUCCAGGACAAACCCCAGCCAGAGACCCAGCCCCAGCAGAAGGACGCGUCCUGACUGUCACGCUGACAACAAUCACCCCAGAGACACAAUGUGACAGCCAUGCAUCCACACUGCCCCACAGAUGGUGGGCAGAUGCGCUCCAAAUGAGGUAUCUUGGAAAGGCUUUGAAGAUGCUUUAUACGAUGGCUAUUGUCAAUCACAGAUCCUGCUUUGCCUUGGGGGUUCAAAGAUUAACCAAAACUUUAAACCCCACAAUGACACUUUUUAACCCUUCAAGUGCUGGCCUUAAUUUAGGGAGGAUAUAGAUUUAUUACAUGCUUAGCAGGCCAGGUGUUUUACCUGGUAACCCAUGACAAUCGUGAAAUCAUUUAAUGCCCACAACAGCGAACAAAAUAAAUAGCAUUCUCCAGUUAAACAGAUAAGAAAACCAAAUGUGGAGAGGAGUUCCCCCAAGUGUCUUGCCAGGAAAAAAAGCAACAAUUGGUACAGACAUAUGCUUUUUCCCUUACAUUUUGUUGCUCUCAUUUAUUCCAUCACCCCAGCUGCCUACAGCAUUAGUAGUUGUAUAAUUGGUGGGAAAGAUUUGGUUUUGGUUUUUGUUUUUGUAAGGUUGAGUGCUGGCAAAGCAUGGAAGUCUCCAUUAAGAGCUUUGUUUAGAAGCUAAUUGCCCCUGACAUGAGAAGGCUGGUGCAUUAGAACACACAGCCCCACCCAUCCUCCCUCCUGCCAGAGCUCAGCUUCAAUGCUAUCAAUUCAAAGCUUCCAGCUCCCAGCCAGGGCCAUGCUGUCCUUGGCCUCAAUGUGUACCAAACAUGCGUGCAGCCCUACACAAGCCCGUGGGAUGAUUCUUGGACCAAGUGGACACAACCAGGCCUCCCACACAAGGCAGCCUAGUCUCCACAUCCGGUGGGCGCUGGAGCUGACGAGAUGGUGUGGGUCACCUCCUGCCCAUCUCCCCCUGAACCUUCUUGGCCAAGUUUAUUCCCAGGUCAUCUGUAAACCUUCUACUAGAGCUGAAAUUAAAGCAAAGAAUGGUCCUUCAUGCCAAAAACUACUUCUGCCAAUGAACUAGAUAUUUGCUGCAGAUCUUGGAAUGUUUCCACCGGAGGCUGUGGAGUGCUUUCUAUUUAGAAAAGAAUUUGCAGUAAUUGGGUGAUUCAAUGCCGGCUCAGUGGGUUGUCAAAAGACAAGAAUUCUCACCCACGGGUACAGCUAAGGGGCAAUCUUCCAGUUCUGCUGCAAAGCUGAUUUUAAAGUUUGGGAAAAUUAUAGAGCUCAAAUCCUUUCUUGUUGAAAUAGAUCGUGGGCUCAAGAACAUGUUACAGUGGGUGCCAGGAACUCCAGCUUCCUCCCUCAGGGCUCAGGAUCUCACCUGACUUGUCCAUUUAUUAAUGAACAAGGUGAUGGAGCUUCUCUCUUCAAAGACACCUAAAGAACACUUGAUUAAAGUACCAAAAGGGCCACACCCACCUGUCUAUUGAAA